Messenger RNA from Racocetra persica, 291 nucleotides. Lineage: Eukaryota; Fungi; Glomeromycota; Glomeromycetes; Diversisporales; Gigasporaceae. The record is from the annotation of a GenBank genome assembly.
AUGUCUACAAUAAAUUUAUAUAAAAUUGAGAAUAAUGAAUCUAUUUCUUGUCUUCAAGAAGGAUGUAGUUAUAAAUUUCGUAAUCCUAAACAAAAACAAAAAAGUAUUAUGGAGCAUUAUAAACGACAUCAUUUUGAAAUUUAUAAACAAUUAAAGAAUCAAACAAAACCUUAUUCAAAACCUUUACAACAAACAGAUAAAUGUAUUGAAAAUAAUAAUUUUUUUCAAAGUGCAGAAAAGACAACUGAAAUUACGAUUUAUAAAGAUUUUGCUGAUUUACAAAAACAAUUU